Molecule: messenger RNA, 2579 nt
Organism: Rosa chinensis
Lineage: Eukaryota; Viridiplantae; Streptophyta; Magnoliopsida; Rosales; Rosaceae
Product: pentatricopeptide repeat-containing protein At4g11690
Exons: 2
Coding region: 107-1813 (568 amino acids)
Molecular function (GO): protein binding
Source: RefSeq, a predicted model, not a curated record
CCAGACCUUAAAAACUCGACCCGGCCCAUUAACAAGAAGUCAAGCAGCUAGGAAAAUCGAAUGCCGCGCUUUGCCAGAAUAGAACGAACUCGAGCAACAACCAAAAAUGUCACCAACGAACGAAGCUCUUGUCCUCAUCCAAAAAAUGGUGAAAAGCUCGCCACUCAAAGCCUUGUCAAUCUUCAACUCCUCAACUCUCCAAGGCUUCCACCACACCCACCACUCCAUCUCCUUCAUUCUUCACAAUCUCAUCUCCUCCAAUAUGCCAAUGCACGCCCAGUCUCUCAUUCUUCAACUCCUCUCCGGUCGAAUCUCAUCCCCAUUCUUCACUCCCUCGUCUCUCCUCCACGAUUUAACUCAACCCAAGUUGAGCUCAGUCCCCACCUCUGGUCAUCUAUACGAAGCAAUCAUCAACGCCCACGUUCAAACUCAGUUGCCAGAGCAAGCCCUUUACUAUUUGAACAAAAUGGUUGAUCAAGGCCUCGUUCCCAGAUCAAACACUUUCAAUAACGUAUUGGGUUUCCUUGUUAAGUCGAGAGAUUUUGAAAAGGCUUGGUGGGUGUUCAAUGAGUUUAAAGGUAAGGUGGGAUUGGAUUUGUAUAGUUUUGGGAUAGUUUUAAAAAGUUGCUGCGAGGGUGGUGAAUUGGAUAGGGGGUUUGGGGUUUUUGAUGAGAUGGAGGAAAUGAGUUGGUCUCCAAAUGUGGUUAUAUAUACUACAUUGAUUGAUGGGUGUUGCAAGAAUGGUGAUUUAGAGAGGGCAGAGAAGAUGUUUUGUAAAAUGGGGGAGCUUGGUUUGGUUGCUAAUCAGUUUACAUAUACUGUGUUGAUUGAUGGGCUUUUCAAGAAAGGUCGGAAUAAAGAAGGGUUUGAGUUGUAUGAGAAGAUGAAGAUUAAUGGGGUUGUUCCUAACAUGCGUACUUAUACUUGUUUGAUCAGUGGGUGCUGCAACGAUGGAAAAAUGAAUAGUGCCUUGAACCUGUUCGAUGAAAUGCGUGAGAGAGGAAUGGCCUGCAAUGUGGUCACAUAUAACAUCCUAAUUGGUGGGUUGUGUCGAGAAAUGAGGGUUUGGGAAGCUGAGAAGUUUGUGAAUGAGAUGAAGAGGGAUGGUAUUAGUCCAAGUAUAGUUACUUUCAACACUCUGAUUGAUGGGUUUUGUGGUCUUGGAAAGUUAGACAAGGCGUUGAGUUUGUUUGAUCAGUUGAAGUCGAAUGGACAAUCUCCGUCUCUGGUGACUUACAAUGUUCUGAUUCAAGGCUUUACCAAAGCUCGAAACUCUGCUGGAGUUAUUGAUUUGGUGAGAGAGAUGGAGAACAGAGGCAUGUCUCCUUCUAAAGUGACGUAUACAAUUGUAAUUGAUGCCUUGGUUCGAUCUGAUGACAUGGAAAGAGCAUUUCAUGUGUUCUCCUCCAUGGGGAAGGCUGGUCUGGUGCCUGAUGUCUACACCUAUGGGGUCUUAAUACAUGGAUUAUGCAUGAAAGGUAAUAUGAUUGAAGCAUCAAAGCUGUUACAAUCAAUGAGCGAUUCACAUUUGGAGCCAAGUGAUGUCAUAUUUAAUAUAAUGAUUCAUGGCUACUGCAAAGAGGGUAGCUCUUACAGGGCACUGAGGUUGCUCAAAGAAAUGAGAAAGAAAGGAAUGGUUCCGAAUGUGGCUAGUUAUAGUUCGACCAUUGGAGUUCUUUGUAAUGAUGGGAAAUGGGAAGAAGCUGAAAUACUACUUAAAGAAAUGACGGACUCAGAUUCGAAACCAUCAGUUUCUUUGUAUAAUAUAGUCUCUAGAGUGAAAGAUGAUACACCGGUGAAGUUAUCAACCUAAACCUAUGAUAUUGUCAGUACAGCACAAAUGCGGCGGAAAGAAAGUAUUACCAUUGCCUCUUGAAGCUUGUUGGCGGACCACACAGUACUAGCUGGACAUGCUUCAGUUAGUUAAAAUUGAUGAGCCUCCCUAAAAACUUCCCCCACAAGGGUUAUCAGAAACGGAUGAAAAAGAAACACUUGUAGCUUUCUUUGAGGAUGAGGUUGCUCAUGGUUCUCGGGAUAUAUGGGAGACUUAGGUUCGAUAUCAUGAGCUAGAUUGGAAAGUCACUGAAUCAGAGAUGACCUCAUAUAUAUAUUCCCAAAGAAGCAGCUCCAACAACAACAUAACUCUGUUGAUCAAGCUCCCAAGUCUGACCAAGUUGCUGCCACUGCAAAAACAAAGCCGGAUGCCGCUGGAGCCUUCACUUCUGCAAGAGAAAGCUGCGGUUUCGACCCCACGGAAUGUGUUAUUUGCUUGAAGAAGUUCAUGGAUGGGGAAGUGUCUCAGAUUGACUCGAUUCCAUCUCGAGUGUAAGCAUACGUUUGAUCAAGUAUGUAUUACCAAGCCACUGUCCCCAUUGUCGUGAAGAGGUCUAUUUUAAUUAAUAGAUGCAGAAAAAAUUACAUUAACUAACCCUUAUUUUACAGCGGGAGUUGCAUCAUCAACUAAUCUUCUUUUAUUUCUACACGUUGGGAGUUGCAUCAACCACAACUUGUAGUGUCUACACGCACUACUGAGCUUGGCAGAUCAUACAAAUAUGUUGUGAUAAACAAGAAGAACAUGU